GUAUGGGUUAAAUAGUUGUUUCCGUCAAAUUAAAGAAAAAAAUAUAACUUGUGUUCUUUGUUAGGGUUAGGGUUCAUAGAGCGUCAGAUCGGGAUUCUGUUUUCUUCGUUUGUCUGAUUUGAAGUGUGUUUUAAGGAGGGAUGGCUCACAAUUUCCCAAAGGGAUUGCCAGUGUUUCAUAUGAGAAUCUACAAGCUUGUGGAAGAUCCUGAAUCGGAUCCAAUAAUCUCAUGGGGCAAAGACAACAACAGUUUCGUCAUCUGGAAUCUGGAAGAGUUCGAUCGCAGAAACAUUGUUGACAAGUUCGAUUGCAACAGAUUCUCACAGUUUCGCGCUGAUCUUAGGCAUUAUGGCUUUAGAAGAAUCAAGAAGGGAUCUGGGGAAUUGGAAUAUGGAAAUGAAGAUUUUGUGAGAGGCCAUCCUGAGCGUAUGAAGACGAUGAUGAUCAAAGCUUUUAGGAAGCACAGGGCCAAGUUUGAAGCUAAAGAAGCUGCAAAGGAAAUGCAACGUUUACAGAUUUGAUCAGAUUCAGAAUCAUAUCUCAUCCUGCUGCCUGCUUGCAUGCAUUUAUAUGAAUAACCAUUUCCAUGAGUUUGUUUGAUGAUUAAGUUACUUUCUUUUGUAUAAUACUUUUAGUAGUGGCUGGCUUUGAUGCAAUAUAUUUGAAGUUACAAUGGCA
Molecule: messenger RNA, 678 nt
Organism: Camelina sativa (false flax)
Lineage: Eukaryota; Viridiplantae; Streptophyta; Magnoliopsida; Brassicales; Brassicaceae
Product: heat stress transcription factor A-4a
Biological process (GO): cellular response to heat; regulation of transcription by RNA polymerase II
Cellular component (GO): nucleus
Molecular function (GO): RNA polymerase II cis-regulatory region sequence-specific DNA binding; DNA-binding transcription factor activity
Source: RefSeq, a predicted model, not a curated record